CGAGGACGACGACGACAACGACGGGGGAGAGCUGGCUGCGUGCGCCGCGACGACGAGCAGCGCGGUGGCGGCUGCUGGUGCGGGGGGCCCGGGCCCAGUUGUUGUUGCUGCUGGAAACACGAGCGCCGGGGUCGCGAGCUGCAGCCAGGGGCCGAGGGCCACGGCUAAUGCAACGAGGCGCAUGCCUUACCUCGGGCCCGACAUGACCACCACGACCCGGCUGUCCGCCAUGUUUUACACGGUCGAGGUCGGGGACACCAAAUUCACCAUCCUCAAGCGCUACCAGAACCUCAAGCCCAUCGGCUCCGGGGCCCAGGGCAUCGUCUGCGCGGCAUUUGAUACCGGGACGGCACAGAACGUGGCGAUCAAGAAGCUCUCGAGGCCUUUUCAAAACGUCACGCAUGCCAAGAGGGCGUACCGAGAGUUCAAACUCAUGAAACUGGUCAACCACAAAAAUAUAAUUGGGCUCUUGAACGCGUUCACGCCGCAGAGGACCUUGGACGAGUUUCAGGACGUUUAUCUCGUUAUGGAGCUCAUGGACGCGAAUCUCUGCCAAGUGAUUCAGAUGGACCUGGACCACGAGCGCAUGUCCUACUUACUUUACCAGAUGCUCUGCGGCAUCAAGCACUUGCAUUCCGCCGGAAUCAUACACAGGGACUUGAAGCCUAGCAAUAUCGUAGUGAAGUCCGACUGCACCUUGAAGAUAUUGGACUUUGGUCUGGCGAGAACGGCCGGCACGACCUUCAUGAUGACGCCCUACGUCGUCACGAGGUACUACAGGGCGCCCGAAGUCAUUCUCGGCAUGGGUUACAAGGAGAACGUCGACAUCUGGUCGGUUGGCUGCAUCAUGGGCGAAAUGAUACGCGGCGGUGUUCUCUUCCCCGGCACCGACCACAUCGAUCAGUGGAACAAAAUCAUUGAACAACUGGGAACUCCGGCGCCGGAAUUCAUGCAGAGAUUGCAGCCGACUGUGAGGAAUUACGUGGAAAACAGACCGCGUUAUCCCGGCUACCCGUUCGAGCGGCUAUUCCCGGAUGUCCUCUUUCCCUCGGACUCAUCGGAACACAAUCGGUUAAAAGCGAGCCAGGCCAGGGAUCUGUUGUCCCGCAUGUUGGUCAUCGAUCCGGAACGGCGUAUCUCCGUCGACGAUGCUCUACUUCAUAAUUACAUAAAUGUUUGGUAUGACGAGGGCGAAGUCAACGCUGUGAGUACAUUGGUAUUUCAGCCCGCCCCUGGACCCUACGACCACAGCGUCGACGAGAGAGAACACACCGUCGACCAGUGGAAGGAGCUGAUCUACCAGGAGGUCAUGGAGUACGAGACCAGUCACAACAUCGCGUCCGCGUCGCAGUCGCCCGACACAGCUGGCUCCCGGUAGACUCGCGCGACCUUUGUCAGACCGCAGAAUCGGCAUCAAACAGUAGCAACGUUAAUGAGAAAAACACGCCCUCUCUCACUGGGCGUUGCUCCCGCAGUGCCCCCGAGGCCCCCCCGGCCAAAAGUCAACAGAAUGCUACCAGUCCCACCGAAUGUUUAAGACACUCGGAGAAUUACCUAAUAUACCAAUAAUCGUGAUGAUGUGUGUAAACGAUUCCCUUUGUCCGCUUCGCGUGUACAGUUUGUAAGCCGAUCAAAUCAAUCAAUCGCAGGAGUGGAUUCCGCCGACGGCGAGUUUUACCUUAGUCAACAACGUUGUCUCUUUCCUCAACGAUCGUGCAAUUUUUGCUUCUCCGAAUUUCGUUUAACCCUUUAACCUCCGAUAACCGUGCAAUACUCUACGCGUUUUUUCGUUUCUUUGAAUCAGGAUCGCGUUCGUAUCUAUGUCGUUCCGUCGGCGCAAUCAUCCUGACGUCGUUUGCGGAGGUAUUAACUGAAAGUUCCCCGUUGGUCCAAGAGAUUAGAAAAUAGUCACGGGAAUGCUAAAGUUAUAGAUAAUAUAUAGCCUUUGAAAGGCCUUUUGGCGCCGAUAUCAAGAUGUAUACGUAUGCAUUUAUAUAAUCAGCUGUUACAUUUUCAACUCGGCGCAUUUUUUCCAGUUUUACCAUGUUUGUUUCGUUUAUCUUUCCUGUAGACGAAGAAUUGUAAUUCAAACGUAAUUCACGAUAGGUACAUGUACUUGUGUGUACCUAUGUAACGAAACCGACGCGACGUUGUCUGUCAGUGCUCGAGAUCUCAAGUUUAAGUGGACGAUUUAAGACUACUGUAACAAUAAGUCGUGUUGUUACCUUGCAUAGGUAGUAAUGAAAUUAUCAUUUAUCACUAUUAUACACUAUUAACAGUACUAUAAUGUAACGUAAAUUACGACAAAAGAAAAAAAGAUAAAUAAAAUAAGAUCAUAGCACCAUUUACUAAUUAUGUAUUGUAUACUCUCUGUAUCGUGAAGCGAGCAAUGUAAAUAUUUUGAAAGAGGCAUGAGUAAUAGAUAGUGCGGAAGCAAUUUGUCAGAUCAAGUCACUCUGGCAUGUGUGAAACCGGAGGUUGCAGGCUUUUGAUCCAAAAGAAUAAUAAUAUUAAUAAUGAUUGUGAGGAAGAAAGAAAAAGUCAAGAAACACGUAAUGAAAAUAAUAAUGAAACACCCUGUAUUUUUAUACAAGAGCGUGUUUUCGAUAAAACUACGUCCAAGUACUUUAAACAAAUUUUAAAAAUAAUAAUAGUAUAAGAGCCUGCUGACGCGUAUCUGUUAAUGGUCGGUCGCAUUUUACGUCGUAAGUUGUGUAAAUUUUACCGAAUCUGCGCGCGUUUGCGUAAGUUAUUCUUUGCCACAGAAGCUGAGAAAUAAGAAAUAAUAGUAAUAAUAAUGAUAACAAUAAUGAUAAUAAUGAAUAAUCGAAGGAAAUAUAAUCCGAGGCAAGUUAAAUAGCUCCUCGAUAAUGUCAGCAGCAGCAACUUGCUCCGCGCAAAUCAGAAUCGUAUCCAAGCAGAAAGAAAAUAUACUCGACAAGAGUGUCUAGUCUCUGCAAAUCGUCGUGGUUCUAUGUAGUUAUAUCUCGGGUUUUUGUUAACUGUGUCUGUAGAAAAAUGUAACUUGAACUGUACCUUCCUUACCUUUUAGUCUCUCACUCUCUCACUCUUUAUCUCUGUCACUCUAUUUUGAUCUUUCUCUAUCUCUCAACUUUCUAUAGUUUCAAUCCGUAAUCGACACACAACAGUGAUCUUCUGUAAAUGCGAAAGAGAAAAAAAUAUUUCUCUCGAGUGCCAUGCAUUUUUUUAAGUCGUGUUUUUCAAGUUGAGGCUUAUUUUUUUGUUUUUGUCUUUUAUAAACCUUACUGUUAAAAACACUAAAAUAAUGAUAAAAUGAAGUCAGCAGUAGUCAGACACGACAUUCGUGCCAUGAAGACUGUUAUGUAUACUCACGAGGAAUGUUACGUUGUCGAAAAAAAAAAAAAAAAAAAAAAAGAAAAAGAAAAAAAAAAGAAAACUGGUGUAGGCUUAAUUAGAAAUUGCAAUAUUAUUUUCAAGUAAUUAAGUGUAUAAUGUAGAAUACGUAGCGACAAAAGAUUUAAACAAGUAGUUAGUUAAUUAGCAAACGUACGUAGUUAAAAAAUAGUAAAAGAGGCAGAGAGAACGUGGAUGAAUGUAAACAUGAGAAAUAACAAGUAGAUGAGAGAAGAAAGGAGAGCGAGGGGAUGAGAGAGCGACAAAAAUAGUAAUUAAAAAAAACUUAAUAAAUAAAUAAAGAAAAGUGAACGAUAUCAUACGAAAAAAUUGAUGCAUGUUGUGAGAAAAUAUAGAGAAAAAAAAAUUUUGUCGUGCAAUUUUUGAGAAGUAUGUUGAAAAAUACAAUGGUUUGUCUAUGCAUCAUGUGCGCUCGUGUUGAUGAUUAUGAUGUUAGUAUUGAUAUUAAUGGAUGAUGGUGGAAGCCUGAUUUAAUGAGCCCAUUGGUACGUUGCAUCCAAAAUUUGAUUAAAUCAGCCUUCUGAUGAUUUAAAGUAAUUUGAGUGUGAAACGCACCCCGAUAUGCUUAGUGAAUUAGGCCCCAAAGGUGAUGGUUAGUGGUGGUGGUUUCGAUGAUGAUGAUUUAAGUUUGUAUGGGCGCGAUUGAGAAAAAAAACAACAAGAAAUUAUGUAAACAUUGCGAACGUUGAAUUUUUAUUUUUCACGACGAUAGUUAUGUGAAUAUAUUGCUACAGUCCGAUCCAAAUAAUCAAGCUUUUGUAACACUCGAUAUAAUAAAGUAACGAUUAUACUGCUA
Copidosoma floridanum is the source of this 4192-nucleotide messenger RNA. It is a transcript of the gene bsk, whose product is annotated as mitogen-activated protein kinase dJNK. Gene Ontology annotation, molecular function: MAP kinase activity; ATP binding. Lineage: Eukaryota; Metazoa; Arthropoda; Insecta; Hymenoptera; Encyrtidae. The record is from RefSeq and is a predicted model, not a curated record. Gene Ontology annotation, biological process: protein phosphorylation.